ACCAAAAGCGAAUGAAGAAAAGAACGUCGUCGUCUUCAAGUCGGCAUUUAACAUCUGUCGACGACGGUUAAGUUGUUAUUAUACGAAGAAAGGUGUGCUUUGGAUUUAAUCUAGGAUUUAAAAGAUUUUGAUCAAACUUACAUUAACAGCACAGCAUCAACCAUCGAUUACCUUCUUCGUGGGUGAAAGUCGACCCGGAGGUUUACCUUUUAAAGAAAAUUUCCAUUCUCAUAGGGAAACGAUCAAGACUUAUAAUCAAAUAGUAAGAUGUGAUCAGUGAGUUCACCAAGAAAAUUUUAUUUGUAUUCGUCCAAGUUGGGUGCACUCGUAUUUCUGAUAACAGACAACGCGCGGUGAUCUAGAAAGUAAAGAGCGGCGACUUCUUGGAGAAGGACGGUCAUUGUGUUAAGCUUGUGGGUCUGUGUGCUGACGGCAGUUGAUCGUGUUGAGUCUUCAAGAACGGACUUGAAGCUUCUAAACAUUUUUACGAUAAAACUUAAGUAACAUAAUUUUUUAAAUUAAGUUGUAUUAAGAAGAAAGUGUACCUUUUUAAAUUAAUUUUUGACAUGUGAAAUUGUGAACUUGGCACGAUGACAGUGACGAUGGAUCAUAAAAACGGAAGAAAAUCAUCAUUAGACUCUAAGGUAUCCAUGAGUACUGUCAGUAAUGGAACAAGACAUUACAGAAGAUCAGCAAGCUCAAUUUUAUCAACAGAUUCGGAUAUAAGAUUUACAAGAAAAAAAUUAAGCUCUCAAUAUCGAUGCGGAUGUUGUAUUAUAGCUUCUUUCUUAUUUUUGCUGUUAUUAGCAAGUGCAGCUGUUUAUUUUGGAUAUACUUAUUUCUUUUCGCAAACAUCUCAAGAAGAUGUAUAUCGUGCUAGUUUUAAGGUAGUUAACGGAGAUAGAUAUGUUAUAGACAUGGCGGAUCCAUCCACCGACGUCUUUAAAGUUAGAGCUAGGGAUUAUAGAGAAAGACUGAAUUUAUUGUUUAGAAGAAGUUAUAUCAAACAUGGAUUCUCAGGAACUGAAAUUUUAGCUUUGGAUGGCAACGAAGGAAACGAUUUAACCGUCCACUUCAGUGUAAGAAUAGAUCCAACAUUUGUAGAUGUCGACUCGGACGAUUUAAAAGACUUAUUAAAAAAAGAAAUCACUUUCGAAGAAUCGUUAUAUUUCAGAAAUAUAACGGUCGAUGCUAAUAGUAUAGAAGUAAUGGAAAGUGACGCUCCAAUUCAUAGUAGUACAACUCCAAAACCAACAACACCUAAAACCACCACAACAACGAAAGCACCGGAACCAAGGAAAUGUACAAAAAUGGAACUAACGUAUUGCAGUAAACAACCUUACAAUAUAACGACGUAUCCAAAUAUUUUUGACCACAAAAACCUUUCCAUGGUUCAAGAAAAUAUGAUUUUGUUUCGAGAAUUAGUCGAUGCUGAAUGUUAUAUGAACGCAUAUGAUUUCGUUUGUAACGUUCUUCAACCACCAUGUAAGAAAGGAGUUAAAGAAGAUGAUAUGGUACUACCUUGUAAAAGUUACUGCAGAGACUUUAUGAAUGGAUGUGGAAGUCGUUUAUCACCGAAAAUUAAAUUAAUCAUAGAUUGUAAUAGAUUUCCUGAAUUUGAAGGUACUGGAUCGUGCAUUCCUAGACCGAAUUGCCUCUGGGACAUCAAAACCCACGGUUUACCUUCAAGGCAUUGCGACGGCGUCGGUGACUGCCAAGACUUAGCAGACGAAAGAACGUGUUCUUAUUGCCCUAGUGACCAACUUCACUGUGGCAUCGGCCGCGUUUGCAUUCGCAAAACGCAACGAUGCGAUGGACACGUUGAUUGUCCGGACGGGAGCGACGAAAGAGCGUGUUUGAGCCUCGCCCCUAAUGUUAACAACCUGACGAAAAAUAUCCUCGUGACGCCACACCUACCUAGGUAUAUUUCUAAUGGAUUCGUAGUUUUUAACGAGAAAGGCGAUGUUGGAAAAUUGUGUACGGAAAACUUAAAUCGAAGUUUAUCUAUUAAUAAAACUGUUGAAGUUCUAAGAACAGUUGCAAGUUCUCUAUGCAGAGCACUAUCAUAUAGGAAACUAACAUCAGUAAAUGUUGAAAUUGAUAAAGAACAAGGAGUACCAUACGUAAGCAUGAAAGAUCCUACAGCUUCUGAAAUUAGUUUCAUAAGAGCACCAUGCAAUUCAAAGCAAGUCUUAAAAAUGUCUUGCGAUGACCUAGAAUGUGGUUAUCAAGCUGCACAUUCCCAAUCGGGUACACGUCUAAAUAAAGUUUCUUUGCACGGAGAUUGGCCAUGGCAUGCAGCUUUAUUUAAAGAAGAUGUCCAUAUAUGCGAUGGAACCUUAAUAUCAACAGAUUGGGUAAUAACCACAACAUCUUGUUUUCAAGGUCAACCAAAAGCAGAAUGGACUGUAAGAUUAGGAAUUAUACGCAUAUCUGGAACAUCGCCGUGGCAACAAGAAAGAAGAAUCGUCGGAAUGGUAAAAUCGCCGGUUGAAGGAAGCACUUUGGCAAUGAUUAAGCUUGAAGAACCAUUAGUAAUGUCCGAUUUCGUUAGACCAGUUUGUUUACCAAAAAAGAAUUUUGGUGUAAAAGAAAAUUUAAUGUAUUGUAAUACGUUGGGUUGGAUGAGAAAUCGGGAUCAAUUGCAAAGAGUACAAGUACGAAUGAGCAAAAUGGCGAAAUGUGAAAAUAUGAGUAUCCCAAGUGUGAAUGGUAUUUGUACUGAAACACCAUAUGGACAAGAUGAUUGCAAUGAAGAAGAAUUUGCAGGAAGUCCAUUGUUAUGUUUACAACCCAACGGAUCAAGGUGGUCUUUAAUUGGUGUAUCAAAUUGGAGAAUAGCUUGUUUAAGAACAAGAGUGGACCGGCCAAGAAUGUACGAUAAAAUAACAUCGAAUGUUGAAUGGAUUGUAGAAACUAUGCAAUCCGGGGACGUGUAGUAACAACUUUUUGAUUGUUUUUGUUAUUGUUCAAGUUUUUACUUUGCUUUGUUUACAAAAAUAGAAUUUUGCUUUAGAUUGAAUACAAUAUUUUGGGAUAAUUUCUAAAAACAUUUUUUAAAGGAUUUUAUUUUGUUUAUAUAGGGUGUUAUAAACGACUGGAAACUGUCAAAUACCUCAAAACGACGUAUUUCUGAAAUAAUCGUUCUCAAAGCAAUAAAUAGUGAUGUAUUUUUGAUGAUGAUUAUAAAGGUUUCUGCAUAUACAACAUAAACGCUGAAUAUCGUAGCGUUCAGCAAAUAAAUUGGUCUGUUCAAAACAAAUCUUAUCCAUAAUUCUUUAGGCAACCAGUUUUACACGGUUAUCGUUGAUCUCAAAUUCAGCUUUCUACAACAUACAAAACAUGUAAUAAAUUCGGUAUACACGUUAAUAAAUAUGUAAUCUUCAUACAGUAUAAAUGAAAUGAUACAAGUAUGUAAUAUAUCUCAAGUAAUAAUAUACUUUAAAUUACAUCGUUAUUGAGAUAUUUUAGCAUUUCCAGACUUUUCUAACACCAUUCUCUUUGUUACCAAGAUUUGUGAAAAAUGCCAUUAUCUUGCACUAGUUUAUAUAUACUUGAAAAUAUUGAGGUAGUCAAAUCGGCUAUUUUAAAGGUAAAAAACAUAAGAAAAUCCGUAUUUUUAGUUGCCUGAUAAAUUAGAAAAUAUUUGGCAAAAAAAUCUGCCUAUUAUGAUUUUUUUUUUUGGAAAAUUCGCAAUAAAUCAUAAACACGCUAAACUUCUUUUGCCAAGAUAUUUUUAUUUAUCCUUCUAAACUAUUUUCAUAGUUAAAAAGACGUCAGAUUUUUAUGCAAAUCCCUAAGCUAUUCUUAAAUGACAAAAAUAAAUGUACAAGAAUUUCAAAUUUUCUUAAUACUUAUGACAUAGGUACAUUUUGACUACCCCACAUUGUAUAAAAAGUAUCAUAGAGUAACCUAUUAU
This is a messenger RNA of Onthophagus taurus, 3919 nucleotides long. Its product is annotated as atrial natriuretic peptide-converting enzyme. The record is from RefSeq and is a predicted model, not a curated record. Gene Ontology annotation, biological process: proteolysis. NCBI's taxonomy places the organism in Eukaryota, Metazoa, Arthropoda, Insecta, Coleoptera, Scarabaeidae. Gene Ontology annotation, molecular function: protein binding; serine-type endopeptidase activity.